Molecule: messenger RNA, 1966 nt
Organism: Puntigrus tetrazona (Sumatra barb)
Lineage: Eukaryota; Metazoa; Chordata; Actinopteri; Cypriniformes; Cyprinidae
Product: guanine nucleotide-binding protein G(o) subunit alpha-like
Exons: 10
Coding region: 93-1202 (369 amino acids)
Biological process (GO): adenylate cyclase-modulating G protein-coupled receptor signaling pathway
Cellular component (GO): heterotrimeric G-protein complex
Molecular function (GO): GTPase activity; guanyl nucleotide binding; G protein-coupled receptor binding
Source: RefSeq, a predicted model, not a curated record
UGAGACGCAUUUCGAAAAGGUGUGUUACCCAAAGACUACUCGUAAAUAUUGUCAGUUUUAAAUAAGAUUUUAAGUAUAUAAUCGUUUUAGAAAUGUUUCGAUGUUUUGACGUUUUAACAUCACUGCAGGGAUGUCUCGCGGCUGUGCAGACUUGCGUGAUUCUGCGAAAUGAAGAGAAAAGAUCCUGCAAUCAGCAGCAUGCUCGAAUUGAGCGUGAACCGCAAGUGCAUAGGGUCCUAAUACUGGGUACUCCAGAAAGCGGCAAAAGUACAUUAAUCAAACAGACGAAGAUCAUCUACAGCCAUGGCUUUACAAAACAAGAACUCAUCAGUUUCAAGCCUGCUGUGUUGGAUAACUUGCUGACAAAUAUGAAGUUUGUGCUGCAUGGCAUGGGAAUGCUGCGCAUUAAUUUGUCAAACAAGAAAAACAAGGCCCACGCACGCGCAAUCUUGUCAUGUAAGUGUUGUGUAGGAGAGGAUAUGGAGCUGCUGCCAUUUGUGGCUUAUUCAUUCUGCAGUCUGUGGGGGGAUCUGGGCAUGAGGACAGCAGUGUCCAGAGGCCAUGAGUUCCAGCUCAAUGAUUCUGCAUUAUAUUUUUUUGAGAACAUAAGUCGCAUCAUCGCUCCAAACUACAUCCCCACUAAAACAGAUGUCCUCAGAGUGAGAGUAAGGACUCAGGGUGUCAUUGAAAGCCAGUUCAGAGUCAACAACUCACUGUACAGGCUAUAUGAUGUGGGUGGUCAUUGUUCAGAAAGAAAGAAGUGGUACAGUUAUUUUGACAGUGUCCAGGCAGUGCUGUUUAUGGUGGCUCUUAGUGGGUAUGAUCAAAAUCUUCAUGAAAAUCAUUCCAAGAACCGUCUCCAUGAAAGCCUGGAAUACUUCAGAUCCACGUGUAACAGUAUGUUUUUCAGAGGAACUUCUUUGGUUUUAUUCAUGAACAAAAUUGAUUUAUUUGCUGAGAAAAUACUGUAUUCUGGAAGACAUCUGCGACUUUAUCAGCCAGGUUUCAAAGGUUCUGACUGUGAUGUAAGUUGUGCUGCUCAAUAUGUAACUAACCAGUUUGUGGAAUGUGCUACCACCUCAGGCAAGAUGGUGUACUCUCACUUCACCAAUGCCACAGACCCCUCCAGCGUACAUGAAGCCUUCCAGCUCAUCAUGAGCACUAUUGUUAAACAUAACCUUCAAACAAUCUCACUACUCUAAUUUUUUUUUUUUAAUAUUCCCAUUUUUAUUUUUGUCUGCUGUUUGUCUAUUUUUAAUAAAAUAGCCUUUUUAAUGGAUCAGGUAAUCCAUAUAUAAAUAAAUGUGUUUUUAUAAUGUUUUAAUUACGAGCCUCUUUAAUUUGUUACCUGCUUAAUUUACAUAAUUGUGGGAUCAUUAAAGUGUUUUAAUUGAUUCGUUUAAAAGUAUACAUUUCACUCACUAAAGAGAGAUUUUAAAUAUAUGUAAAGCAAAUAUAUAUGCGGUGUUUCGAGCUCACGUUCAAAGACCAAGACUACAGAAAGCACAUCAUGUUUGCUUUAAUUAUUUCACAAAAAUGUGAAGUGCACACAAAUAAACGCAAUCUUUAGCGAUGUACUACUCCUAAAGAUGUACUACUCCUGUUUGGCCAAAAAUUUGCAGCAUUUUAAGCGCAAGUAAGUGCUCAGCCACCUUCAUCUAUCCUGAAGCGAGUGAGCGCUUUUCACGCUGCCCACACACUUCAACAGCACACAUUUCUCUGGGUUAACAUUAGAUUGAGCAGCAUUGUAAAGUUGCUAAUGCUUACAUAUUUCAUAUAUACACAUAAUUCACAUGAAACAUUCACACUAAUCAUAUUUGAGGUCGUUGAGGAGAGCGUUGGAUGCACUUGAUUGUUUUAUCAUAGACUAGUCUAACGACCUGUUAAAUGACUUCGCCGGGUUUUUUAAGAGACUGAUAAAAAUUUGGUUGACCAAACCUCUUCUAGUCGACUAACUUUGUGGUUG